Messenger RNA from Amoebophrya sp. A120, 1717 nucleotides. Lineage: Eukaryota; Dinophyceae; Syndiniales; Amoebophryaceae. The record is from the annotation of a GenBank genome assembly.
GUCGACACUAUUGCUGGAUAAACGAGCAAAAUGCAACUGUUCCGCGGAUUUCUCCUAUUGCUAUCGAUCAGCACCGGCAAUUCAUUGAGGAAGUGUGAGUCCUUGGCAAGCAUACGCGUCUACUAUUCAACAGUACUGGUGAUCUCACCCCAAAAUUUUUACGACCCUUUAUUUGGCUUUGGCGACCCCUUUCCAUCCCUGAUUUGCCUUUUUUGUACUUGGUUGGUUUGGGAAAACUAAGCAACGACCUUGUCUGAGAACUACUAGGAGAAGAACUUUACUGUUGUCUCAAGGUAGAAGUUGAUGAAUCAGCAGCUAGCUGUGCACGACCGAGUAGUUCUUUUGACUGAACAGACUGAAAGCCAUGUCGCUGAAAUUCAAGGGCGACCCGUCCCUCAAGAAGGAGAAAAAAAAGAAGAAGCGAGAGCGAAAGGACGAAAGUGAGGACGAUAACGAGGAGCCCGAGAGAGUGGAUGGGAGCGGGCGAAUCGUCGCGCAGAGCGACACCAUCCAGGGGCUGAACACGUUUUUCCUUACGGAACUCGAGGCAGGCGACGAAAUUCGCGUACAGCACCCCAACACCGGUGUAGACGAAGUCCGCACAAUAACCAGGGUGCUUUCAAAUCGGAGCGCCAUGAUCGUGGCUCCUUUUUCCUCGAACUUCUCAACGACAGCGUCCUUCGAAAUCUUCAAAAAGGGCCGCAUUUUGCGCAAAAAACUCCAGAAGGGCGAAGAUGAGUACGAAGAUGACGCUGCGUUGGAUAAGGCCAUGCAGGAAAAAGUCGAGAAAGCUCUCAAGAAGCAAAAGUGCACGAUUCAGGUAUACUGAAAUUUGUCUUCGUGUCUAUUGAUUUUCUCCGACAAGGAAUGACAAAUAAAGUGCUGCUCACCGAUUGUGUGUUGUUGUAAAUGUCUGGUUGCGAGGCGGCAGCGCCAUGGGAAUCAGAACAUAGCAUCAUCAUCGUCCUUUCCUCGAAGCCUUGCCUCUGCUACACCGAAGACUUCUUGUAAGGUAAAUGUUUUCGAAGUUGAUCGUGAUUCUAAUUCUAUAAAUAUGAAAUUUGUCCACAUCAGGUACGAGAAAAAGUAUAUGGUGCGGCGGGUGUGGCCUACAGGACAGUGAAGAAGGACAUGGGCAAAGAAAUGACAGCGGAAGAGGCUUUGAACGAGCGAGUGAAAGUUCACGGCCGGGACAAAUACUGCUACUAGUGGUGUAAGCGGCACACAUCCCCUUUGCCCCCCCAGUCCAUUGAAGCGACAUCACGCCCAGCGAUGGCGAAUCUUCCGGGACAGCCUUCCGAGCGACAGGGCACGUGUCAAUGACCACCCCACCGACGGCGCAUUCUUGACGCACACGAUAUUGCUCGGACACCCCGCGAAAACCGACGCGGGAGGGGCCUCGCGAAGCUUGCUACAUCAUGCGGCUUCCGAGUUGUACCAACGCCUCCCGAUCAUGAGAUAAAGCGGCUGAUGAAACAGUGCGCAGAGCAAUACGUGAGGUUACAAGUAGUCCCCGACUGCCGGAAAAAACUAACACCCGGCGUAUGGUGUUUGGACACGGAAGAGGAGCCGCAAGGCGGUUUUUCUUUAAUGUAACGCUCAGCCAGACACAAUCACAAAAGCGACCGACUUCGUCACUUUAGUUGACACUAGAAUGAUAGAACAAUGUGGAAAACUUUAACGCAAGAACAAUCUCCUGCAAAAAGAGCCAUACGAG